Molecule: messenger RNA, 1272 nt
Organism: Xyrauchen texanus (razorback sucker)
Lineage: Eukaryota; Metazoa; Chordata; Actinopteri; Cypriniformes; Catostomidae
Gene: dpt
Product: dermatopontin
Exons: 4
Coding region: 29-736 (235 amino acids)
Biological process (GO): collagen fibril organization
Cellular component (GO): extracellular matrix
Molecular function (GO): extracellular matrix structural constituent
Source: RefSeq, a predicted model, not a curated record
UACAAAAAAGUUCAUUCCCUGACCAUAAAUGUCUGCUUGUGUUGCAAAGUAUCACCCCUGGAUCCAGAAACAGAACAUCUGGCCUGCACAUCUCAGAGAGGCUUUAAGACAGAGGAAGCACUGCAAGGUUUCACAGAGAUUCAGGAUGAACUCAGCACAUGUUCUUCUGGCUUUGCCUAUGCUUUUGCUUUUCUCCAGAGUCAAUGCUCAGCCGGGCUACAUGCAUGAUGAGGGUGAAGAUUGGGUGAAUAUGUGGCGCCAGGGCUUCAACUUCCAGUGUCCCCAUGGAGAGGUCUUGGUGGCUAUCAGGAGUUACUUUAGUGAAAAGGAAGGGUCUGAUCGCCUGUGGAACUUUGAGUGCCAGAGGACUCCCUUCGACUGGGGAGAGCCUAAUGAAUGCUGGUGGGACGAUAUCAACAGAGCUGGGAUGGAAUGGUCCUCUGUUUGCUCUAACAAUGGGCUGGUUGCUGGCUUGCAAAGUCAAUACUUUGAUGCAGUUCUGGAUCGGGAAUGGCAAUUCUACUGCUGCCGAUACGGACGCAGAUGCCCGUAUUCCUGCUGGAAGACAUCUGAUGUCCCGGAGUACCACAGGGAAGAGGGGGAAAUGGUGAUCCCUACUUAUGGCUACUUCAUCAGGGGAGCUCAAACUACUUUCAGUGGUGUAAUGAGGGAUCGGCAGUGGAAGUACAUCUUGUGCCGAAUGACCGACUUUGAUUGUGAAUUUCAGAACUUCUAGACUGCUUUUAUCAGUUAAUAUGCUGAUUGACAUGUCUAUGCGAAAUGAGUAUGCACACCACCACAAGAGCACUUAUAAUUCUACUAAUUAAAAAUGUGUGCCAUACCCUGAGUAUUAUGCAAACUUUUUUUUUGCACAUAUGAUAUUUUGUAAUUUUUUGCUCUGUGUAAGCCGGCAUGGAUUGCUUUGUUCUCAUAUUUAGCGCUCAUUUAGCUCGUUCUACUUAUUUUCAAAAUUAAAAUGACCAACAAUAACAAAAAAAACAAAAAACAAUCAAUCUGAUUUUUUUGUUGUUUAUCAUGAAUAAGGUGCACAAAUAUGUUAUAUGAAUGUGUAAUAAAAAUUGCAUGCUGUUAAAAGUAUUUUGAACACUAUAGUUUGAGUAUCUACGAUAGCAGCUUUACAUUUUGUAUUACUAAAAAAAGUUUCAAUGACCCAAAGUAAUUCUUUUUUUUUUUUUAAAUCAAGAGCUGUUCAGAUAUUCUGCAUUCUUUGUGUUUAAGGAUAUAACUAAUAAAGCAACCUUUUCUCCCACA